Rhinichthys klamathensis goyatoka is the source of this 1827-nucleotide messenger RNA. RefSeq names its product protein phosphatase, Mg2+/Mn2+ dependent, 1Ba (gene ppm1ba). The coding region runs from base 429 to 1589 and encodes 386 amino acids. The transcript has 7 exons. Gene Ontology annotation, cellular component: nucleus; cytosol. Gene Ontology annotation, molecular function: magnesium ion binding; manganese ion binding; protein serine/threonine phosphatase activity. The record is from RefSeq and is a predicted model, not a curated record. NCBI's taxonomy places the organism in Eukaryota, Metazoa, Chordata, Actinopteri, Cypriniformes, Leuciscidae. Gene Ontology annotation, biological process: negative regulation of canonical NF-kappaB signal transduction; positive regulation of canonical Wnt signaling pathway; positive regulation of canonical NF-kappaB signal transduction.
ACACAGAACCGAAGCGCGCGGCCGUCAAUGGCACUGAGUAGUGCACGUCACCUGUCUUUAACAUGUAGCUAGAAACGCUAACACGGCUCGAAAUUCAACUCAGAUGACCAACACUCUGGUCGCAUUUGUGUUUUCGUUGAGCCGAAGUGAAACUGCAUGUCAAAGAUGUUCGUUAUAGCUCGUAAUCCAAGCCUAGAGCCGUUGAGGGUAGAACUGACCGUGUGAAUUUAACCGCAUUAGCUAACGUUAGCCAGCUAGCUGGGUUUACCUUUAGCUGCUCUAGUUGAAACGAGCUAAUAUCACCAACGUUCAAAAUAUAGAUGUUCAGCGAGUCGAUUCUCGAUCAUAAAGGCAAAUUUGACGGCCUCCUGGAACGUGGGGUCUUUUGGAGAGGAAACUUCAAUCGGAGAAACACGGUGGCCUAAGCCAUGGGGGCGUUCUUGGACAAGCCCAAAACAGAGAAGCAUAAUGCUCAUGGAGAGGGAAACGGCCUGCGUUUUGGCCUCAGCAGCAUGCAGGGAUGGAGGGUGGAGAUGGAGGAUGCCCACACCGCAGCCGUAGGCCUGCCGCACGGUCUGGACGACUGGUCCUUCUUUGCGGUCUACGACGGUCACGCCGGCUCACGUGUUGCUAACUACUGCUCUAAACACCUGUUGGAACAUAUUGUCGCCACAGGGUCGGCAGAUGAACUGCGGAAGGCGGGCGCUCCGGCGCCUGAGACGCCAGCCAUAGAGGCGGUCAAAAGGGGUAUCCGCACCGGCUUCCUGAGGAUCGAUGAGCACAUGCGCAGUUUCACAGACCUGCGGAACGGCAUGGACCGCAGCGGUUCCACUGCGGUGGGUGUGCUGCUCUCUCCGGAACAUCUGUACUUCAUUAACUGCGGGGACUCACGGGCCCUUCUCUGCCGCAACGCGCACGUCGGCUUCUCCACGCUGGACCAUAAGCCCUGCGACCCACGGGAGAAGGAGCGUAUACAGAACGCAGGUGGCUCUGUAAUGAUCCAGAGGGUUAAUGGAUCGCUGGCUGUAUCCCGAGCACUGGGUGACUAUGACUACAAGUGUGUGGAGGGCAAGGGUCCCACAGAGCAGCUUGUGUCUCCAGAGCCAGAAGUAUUCGAGAUAGUUCGUUCAGAUGCGGAGGAUGAAUUUGUGGUGCUGGCGUGUGACGGUAUCUGGGAUGUGAUGACCAACGAGGAGCUUUGUGCCUUUGUGCGAUCAAGGCUGGAGGUGAUGGACGACCUGGAGAGAGUGUGCAACGAAGUUGUGGAUACUUGUCUACACAAGGGAAGUCGAGAUAAUAUGAGUGUUGUAUUAGUCUGUUUGCCAAAUGCACCCCAGGUGUCAGAGGAGGCGGUAAAGAGAGAUGCUGAGGUGGACAAGUACCUCGAAUCGCGUGUGGAAGAGCUCAUAGAGAAAGCAGGGGAAGAAGGUGUGCCUGAGCUGUUGAUUGUCAUGAGCACCCUGUCCCAAGAAAGUAUCCCUAAUCUCCCACCAGGGGGCGGCCUUGCCAGCAAGCACAGUGUUAUUGAAGCAGUGUACAACCGGUUGACCCCCCAAAGAGAAGAGGAUGGUCCCACCUGUUUCAUUUGAGCGGUGCUGACCUUGAGGACCCGUGGUAGUCGUCCCACCUGAGGGAGGAGCCCCUUUUCUACACAAGACAUCAGUCACGUUUCUUUUGUUCCAGUGAAAUCAAGAGAUUCAACGGACAGUCUUUCAAGAGUCACAACACAGUGGAAACACAGUACAACCAAAAGCAUUACAAACACUUUUUUUUCUAAUACAUGAGGGAAAGAAUGUUCCAGUUUUAAAAACAACUACAUCAAAAUAC